AUGGCGCAUGCGACAGUGUUCCUCUACAUUAUUGUUGCUACCCCUUGGUUGUUGCUACGUUUUCUUUUCGAUGUCAGUCUUUAUACGCUGCCAAGGCAACGCCCGGACAGGGAAUGGUCGUUUAAUCAGGCUGUUCGCGUGCGUGCCGUUCGGCUCGUUCUGCUAUACUGGUCACUCCUGCGCUCUGGAGACCGUUUAAGGCUCACACCCGGCCGUGAAGGGAAGAGAUUCACGACCGUCCGGCCCCAGUCAUUGAAACUGUACCAAGGUCCUCUGUACGAUAUCGUCAUUCGUCCCGAGAAGCUCGGCGUGACUUGGACACCAUCACCGCCGUCGCCAGCUGAGCUAGCGAGCCAAAGCACUACAUUAGCACUGCACUUCCAUGGUGGCGGCUUCGUGAUCGGUGAUGGGCGAGACCACGAUACUGGAUAUCUAGCGCGUACUCUCGUACAGCAUAUGGGCUGCACUCAUGUCUGUACACCACAGUACAGGCUCUCUAGCCACAGCGGCGGACAAUUUCCGGCGCCACUACAGGAUGCAGUCACAGCAUACUUGCACUUGUUGAGAGAGAUGCGAAUUUCACCACGUCAGGUAAUCUUGUCUGGCGAUUCAGCGGGAGGCAAUUUGGUGCUCGGACUGCUCAGAUAUAUCAAGGACCAUGGGCAGGAACUCAACAUUCCACCGCCCGGUGCGGUUGCUCUAUGGUCUCCCUGGGUAGACGUUAGCGCAGCAUUGCAUCAGGAUAUGAAACUGUCGCCUAACUAUCCCACGGAUUGCCUCAACCCCGAGUUUGGUCGCUGGGGGGCGGAGACCAUCGCAGCUUCCGGGAUAAUUGAUCCAUCGGGUCCAUAUCUAUCACCACUGCGGCAUCCUUUCAACCUUGAUACGAACAUCCCUAUGUUCGUAAAUGCAGGAGAGCGAGAGGUUCUGUGUGAUGAUAUCGAAGAGUUCUCUAAACGGUUCAUAAGCCAUGGUUGGCCUCUGCAUUUGCUCGUUUCUAAAGGGUGCCCGCAUGAUAUUCUUCUGCUUGGACCAAAGAUGGGGUUCGUCAGGGAGGCGGAGGAGGCCGCCGCAGAUGCCAAUGCAUUCUUGAGGAGUGCAGCAAUGUUGCACCUACCAACCCCUCGUUAA
Neoarthrinium moseri is the source of this 1131-nucleotide messenger RNA. RefSeq lists its product as uncharacterized. The coding region runs from base 1 to 1131 and encodes 376 amino acids. The transcript has a single exon. Lineage: Eukaryota; Fungi; Ascomycota; Sordariomycetes; Amphisphaeriales; Apiosporaceae. Gene Ontology annotation, molecular function: hydrolase activity. The record is from RefSeq and is a predicted model, not a curated record.